AUGAAGCACAUAGCAAUAAAUUUUAUUCUUCUGCUUCUUUACUUUAUAAGCACUAUCAACAAAAUACAAUGUACCUGCGUUCUAGAAUCAGAUUUUGGGUUUGCCAUAAACUGUAACUUUAAAAAGUCUGGAUUAUUUCGAGUUAGAAAUUUAGGUGGCGCUAAAGCGUAUAUUGGUUUAGGUUUUAGUUUAGGAGAUGAGCUUGGAUUUCCCGAGUCACUUGGAAAUGUAGAAGGAAGCAGAAGGAGAGCUUUAAAUUUAAAAACUAGUUCAAAUGCCAUUGGCAAGCCAGUUGCCAAACCGCCAAACAAUCCAACGCCGAAAAUACAGCAGAGUCUGCCACAGGCAGUGACUUCACAACAUCAGAUGCUGCAAUACCAAUCAACACUACAGAGACCUGUUGUUUCUUCACCACAUGGUUUUCGAAGAUCUCCAUAUUUGACACAUGAUACUUCAUUAUCUUCUGGCAAUUCAGCGGUGCCGCCAUUCAAGCCAAUACCAUCGGAAACAUUACAAUCAAAUACCCAAAAUGUUAAUGAUGACCGACAAAAUUUCAAUUAUGGCAAUCAAAUCUCAUUGAGUGAGGUACCUUCUUUUAAAGGAAUCGGUGAAGAUCAUUUCAAGAUCAAUGCGCAAGCUUUAACUCAAGAUAAAGAGGAUGUUGAAACACUUCCACAAAUUGAUUUAAAAGGUCACACGAUCGAGGAAUUGGCAGAGUUUGCAAAUGUUACAGUUGAUGUGAUCAAAGCUGCAAUUAAAAUUCGUCAAGAACAAAUUAAAAGUGCUCAAAAAUACUACACAAAUAAUUUUACGAAAAGGAAGACUGCUUUACCAACAGAAAGUGUCACUCAGUUAUCGACAGUUACACAAAAAACAACUAAAUUUGUUACACCAACCAUUCCUCAGACAACACCAAAGAAAAAAGUUACUAAAUAUUUAUAUACGAAGGGUCAUAAGGUGAUGAAUGCACCAAAAGAGUAUUAUCCAUCGGGUUAUGACAAAAACUUUGACGAUAACUUUAGAUCAAAGGUUGAUUUACCAUCAACAUCGUUUCAUUGUGGAGAUCAAAAACAUUUCCCUGGAUUAUAUGCUGAUGAAGAUUUGGCGUGCAUGGUGUUCCAUGUAUGUGCAUUAACAGACGAUGGUCUUAUUAUGAAGUCAUUUUUAUGUCCGGAAAGUACACUUUUUGAUCAGACUAUAUUGAAAUGUAAUUGGUGGUUCUAUACUGACUGUAAAAGUAGCCAAACACUCUACGACUCAAACUUGCCUGUAUCAAAGAGCUAUCAAUUGAUGAAAUCCUUAGCAUUCUUCAAUGCAAAUUAUAAGAAACCGGGAAAUAAUACAGUCGAAGGCGAAGGAAUCGACGUGCAGUCAUUGAGAAAUUCAGUAAACUAA
Messenger RNA from Chironomus riparius, 1395 nucleotides. The record is from the annotation of a GenBank genome assembly. NCBI's taxonomy places the organism in Eukaryota, Metazoa, Arthropoda, Insecta, Diptera, Chironomidae.